CUCUUUUGACAGUUGAUUUUUAAUUAAUGUAUAAUAAUCUAUUGACCUUGAUUAUUGAUAAAAUAUGCAGUGGGCACUCAAUGCAUGCAAGUCUGAUAUAUUUUAUUAAAUAGCAGAUGCGAUCAAAUUAGAUAAAAUAAUGCAAAGAAUAUUUCAAAGAAUAAGACCUCAUUUAGGUCUCAGAAGAAAUGUUAGUUCAAGUAACAAUUAUCUUAUUAUUAAAGAAGAGAAUGGCACGAGGGAGAUAACUCUAAAUCAUGAAAAAACAAGAAACUCUCUUUCACUUGAGAUGAUGUCCAACAUUAUUGAAGCAGUGAAUCUCAAUAAAGAGGACAUCUCACUCAGGGCAAUAAUUUUAUCUGCAAAUGGAAACAUUUUUUCUGCCGGACAUAAUCUUAAGGAGUUUCAGGAAUCUACAGGCAUCAAUCAACACAAAUUGAUCUUGAAUAAGGCAUCUGAACUUAUGAAAUCAAUUGUUCAAAGUCCUGUACCAGUUAUUGCCAAGGUCAAUGGAUUUGCUGCUGCUGCAGGUUGCCAAUUAGUAGCUACUUGUGAUAUCAUUAUAUGCUCUGAAACGAGUAAAUUCUCAACACCUGGAGCAAAUUUUGGUGUAUUCUGUUCAACACCUGGUAUCGCAAUUGGCAGAAAUAUGUCUAAAUCAAGAGCUAUGUAUAUGUUAUUAACUGGUGAACCAAUAACUGCACAAGAAGCCUUUGAAUGUGGACUAGUCACCAAAGUUGUACCAACCCAAGAUCUAGAUUCCGAAGUAAAUAAUGUUGUAGAAAAAAUAAAACACAAAAGCCGUAGUGUGAUAUCAAUUGGCAAAGAAUUUUACUAUAAGCAGAUUGAUUUGGGUCUAUUUGAUGCUUAUAAAUUAGGUGAGGAUAUCAUGGUUCAAACGAUUAACUCAAAUGAUGGACAAGAAGGAAUAAGGAGUUUUGUUGAGAAGCGUAAAGCUGUAUGGGGUCAUAAAUAAGGGAUUUAUAAAUUAAAAUGCAUUUAUAUUUACACCUAUAUAUUUAUUUAUACUAUAAUAAACCUUUGAUGUAUUUUCAAAGCAGGACAUAAUAAAAGAAGCUGUCACUCCUUAUUUAGCCAAACUUAGGUAUCCAUUAUAUACACACUUGAAAGUUACACAGUCUAAAGUAAUAUUUGACUAUAUCUAAAAUAAUAUAUGAAAAUUGCAAAAUACUUGUGAAAAAACCAUCAAUUUCAAAUGUGCUACACUGUGCUAGUAAAACUAAUGGUUAUUGUCAGAAUAAUAGAAUAUACUUCUAUAUAAAAUAGUAAAU
Molecule: messenger RNA, 1292 nt
Organism: Pieris rapae (cabbage white)
Lineage: Eukaryota; Metazoa; Arthropoda; Insecta; Lepidoptera; Pieridae
Product: enoyl-CoA hydratase domain-containing protein 3, mitochondrial
Exons: 7
Coding region: 140-976 (278 amino acids)
Cellular component (GO): mitochondrion
Molecular function (GO): hydro-lyase activity
Source: RefSeq, a predicted model, not a curated record